Arabidopsis thaliana (thale cress) is the source of this 2827-nucleotide messenger RNA. RefSeq lists its product as uncharacterized. Lineage: Eukaryota; Viridiplantae; Streptophyta; Magnoliopsida; Brassicales; Brassicaceae. The record is from RefSeq and is marked reviewed. The coding region runs from base 1370 to 1780 and encodes 136 amino acids. The transcript is spliced from 2 exons.
AAAAUCUUCUUUUAACGAUGAUAAAUUCUAUUUUUAUUAGAUCAUUCAUACCCAUACGUUCUUGAUCAUGCCGUAAAUCUAGAGAGCAAACAUUUGUGAGUGUCAGAAAGUGUGUCUCUUAUAUAUUAAAACACAUGAUCAACGAUGAUGAGUACUCGAGUUCUAGGGUAAGAGUAAAGAUUGACCUAGGAUACGGUUGUUCGUGUUAACAACGAUAAGAACUCGAGUUUGCGGUUCGAAAUUGGUGUUUUCCUCGAAAUUUUUCUAACUGGAUCACUUGUGUUUUCUUUGUUAUGUUUUGUUUGUAAUUUUCGUUAUCAUUUCAUUUUUCAGUUUUUUCCCGUUGUCAAAAUUUUUAAAAAAGUAAAAUUACUUAACAUUGAUACCACGUAAAAAAAUAUUGCACUAUGGUAAUUUUAUAGUGCUUAUCUCUUAUAAUAGUUACUUUCCAUAAAUUUUAAAUGAUAAAUUCAUUUAAAAUGUGAUAAUGGUAACUAUGAGUCUAUGAAUCUAUGAUUGUAAAAUCAUGUAUUUUAGUUUAUGAUAUUUCGACGCAUUCUUUAAUUUCGUGCAUAGCGAAUUUGAUUUACAUUUUUCUACAAAAGUUUUUUUUUUUUUUUUGGUAUAUACAGAAAUUGGGAGGAUAGUUUGGUUACCAACAAAAAUAUAUUAUUGGGAGGGGGUAUAUGUUGAAAGGUGAGCAACUGGCAAGUGGGCACAUAUUACAUGAAUGGGCCAUUUUCUAAAGUGUUUGGAUUGCUUGUCCAACAAUAACUAUCCAACAUUCACUUGUCCAAUUGCUUUCUAGCUUUUGCUUUUCUGCUUGCCCUUUCAAUUAAUACACAAAUUUAUGUAUAUAUACAUUAUCCACCUACAUAUAAAGUAUAUACAUGAACUUUCGUUUUCUUAUAAAAUGAAAACUAUUAGCAUAUUCCUAAAGCUCUCAUUUAUUUUCGUAUGAUCAACUUGGUUUCUUAGUUUUUUUGUUAAUGGGCUUGAUUUUUUAAUAACUCAAGAGAUAUCUUGAAUUAUAUAAACCCAAUGAAACAAAACGUGACAAUAAAAUAUCUCAGACCAAAAUAAACAAUUUUAGUCAAUAUGGGCUAGAUUAUAGGCCCAUAAAGGUCAACAAAAUUACAAAACCUCUGUUUUCUUCAGACAGCUUUCGAGCUUCGUUUGUCAGACAGAGAACACGUGGCACUUCCUUCAGCACCUCUGUGUCAAAGCACCGUGAGAGACAAUGGUGACGCGUGUGACCAGACGGCGUUUAAACCCUUUUACCAAAAUCUCAUCUUUCUUCUUCUCCGUCGUCGUCAUCGUAAUAUCUUUAAUCUGAUCGUUUUGUCGAAGCACAAGAGGCUGAAUCAACAUGGAAGGCACAAAGAGAAGUUCUUUGGGUGCGCGAAAGAAACUAAAGAGGAAGAAGUGCAGAAGACUUGUCAGAAGCAUUGUCACCUACCUCAAAUCUGAUACAUACUUGUUUGCUCCUCUGUUUUCCAAUUUUCCACCGCUCACGACGGAGAUAGAUACGCCUCCGCCGUCGAAUUCCAAACCAUCCACUGUGGACGAUAUCUCCAUGGAAGGGUUUGAGUCAUUGGGGAUUGAGAAGCUUAUCAAGAAGAGAAGAAUGUCUGAGAAAGUGAAGGAAUAUCUCAAAUCUGACUGUUAUAUGUACUCACCGAUGAUCUCCUCGCCUCCAAAACUUGGUUCUUCGGUUAAAGGUGAGAGCUUUGUACCCUAUACGCAUCUUCUAUCUGUGAUUAGCAUGUGUAGUAGUUAGGUAGAUUCUGCAUUGGGACUGAGAUGCUUUUUGAAGCAGGGAAAAUGCAGAUUACGAUGGAAGUAUCGACGAAGUUGAGUACUACAACCAUGAAGGAAGAUGACAGUGGCUAUAGGAAUCUCCGGUCAGAUAUUGCAGAACAGACAUUGCAUAAGGGUAGGAUCAACUCUCCAAAACCAGCACUGGUCAUCUUAGAAGGACAACGAACUGGACUUGGCCGUGAAACUGAUCUUUCACCAGCUUUUUCUUCUCCAACAGGUUUGUUAAUUGAUUGCACCAAUCAUGGUAUGAAAAUGGAAUUUGUUAGAAGGUUCUUUAAACAUUGGAUUACUAAGUAGGUAGCACAAGUCUAAUCCUCCACUAGUGAGAUGUGGAUAAGCAUAUAUGUAAGUAGUAUAUAUAAGACUGGCUGGGGUUAGGGUUAAUGGUCUUUCACCAAUUGGCUUAGAAUGUCUAGUAGCAAAUUUAAUGGAAGAAACUGAAAAUGUGAUAUAUUCUGAAGACAGAACCUCUGCCUUCCAUAAGCAUAGACAAUAUAAGAGUUGUGUAUCUCUUCCCAAAGUUUGUUCAAGUUUAAGUUGGAUAAGGCUUUGUGAAAUUUGUUGACUUGCUUGAGGUCGCAAACAAAUGUUGCAAGUUCAUAACUAGUGAGAGAUGCAAAAUACUUUAAUGGUUUUUAUUAGCUAUAUGACAGGGGAAAAGAUGGUGAAGCCAGAUCAAAGGAGAGUUACAAUUGAGUGAAGAUAGUAAUCUCGACUUAAUAGACACAAUGUAAUCAUUGUAAAAUACAAAUUAGUUAGAUUACAAUAAUUAUAGUAGCUAGCUCUGAAAGAAGAAGAAGAAAAAUAGUUUUUGUGUGAUUCUUGUUGAUAAGUUUGAAGGAAGUGAUGUAUGAAUGAGAAUGACAAAGAUGUGUGUCUGUCUGAAACAUAUUGCCAUGUUAGCUGUCUCUUUGAUGAGUAGUUGUAUGUCAAAUAUAACUGUUACAAUUCAGCAUUAUCAGCCUUCUUGUUAUCUCACCAUUUCAAGGUUUCAUUAAAAAAAGAC